CAACUUCUCUCCUAGUCUUGGAGAACACCAACCUCGCCUACAUUACCCAGCAUGGCAUCACAGAACGAAGAAGCCGCGCUAUUCUCCUGCACUAAGUGUCGUUCAAUGAAACUGAAAUGCGACCGCAUGAAGCCUUGUUGCGGCCGCUGUGCCAGGCGCAGCGAGAGCUGUGACUAUCCCCACUCAAGGAGGACAAAUGUCGGCAGGAGAAAACGGGUUCGCGAACUUGAAGUCAAGUUGGACCAGCUCGAGAGUCUGGCUAGGCAGGCGAAUAAGCCUCUAGAUGACAGUGAGAUUAUGGAUCACUACGCUGCCGGUCAAAGCACAGGAUUCUCGGUUGGAGAUUCUCCACUUCUGUCGGCCAUAACUGGGCCUACUUCUAGCGCAACUGCUUUUAAUGCAGAUGCACCUGCGGUUGGUACUCCGUCGGCUGAGUUGUUAUCGACAGGAACAACUGAGCAACGACUUUCUCCAGAGGUGUUAGAGUAUCUCACCGAUUCAUAUUUCGACAAAUGGCACCAUGUUGCGCCCAUGCUUCAUCGAGCCAGUUACACGAUGUCCCUACAGUUACCACCCCACAUACGACCCCCAAUGUGCCUCCAGUACAUUGUGAUGGCGUGGGGAGCUGAAAUGGGCAAAACUCACCGCCAUUUAGCAUUGCCGUUCUAUCAACGAGCUAGAGCAUACGCGGCAGCUGAUGAGAUCAAGGACAUUAUAACACUAGCGCACGCACAGACGUGGUGCUUAAUGUGUUAUUUUGAAGCCCAUUAUUUGCUUUUCUCACGAUCCUCGAUGAGCAUUUGUCGAGCUAUCAGAAUCGCCCAGAUGCUCGGUCUUCAUCGGGUUGAUGCAGACGAUCUGGAAACUAUAUACUUGAUGCCGCCGCCUCAAUCCUGGUUAGAAGCAGAAGAGAGACGUAGGACAUGGUGGGCGCUUUACUGUUCUGAUAGACUGGUAGGUGGCAGCACAGGCUUGCCGGUCUUGAUUAACGAGCAAGAAGUAUUUGCACGGCUUCCUGCGUCUGAGGCAGCUUUUGAGACAGGCGUCGAAAAGAUUACGAGCCUAUGGACGAGCACUUUUCAGCCAGAGGGACAAGAUUUUUCUCCUUUCGCUAGACGUGCCUUGGCCGCAUCACUGUUCCAUCAAGCUUUCCUACAGUCGGAUCCUGCAGCAUUGGAUGAUAACCCUAGAGAUUUAAGGACUAGCAUGUAUUGGAAGCGUCAUCGUGAAAUCGACAAUAACCUGGUCCUUUUGCUCCAAGCGCUGCCUGAUGACAUCAAACUCCCAAAGCAGAUAAGAUGCCGAAACGCGAUUUUUGUUAACAUCAUUAUUCACAUGUCGCUCAUCUGCCUGCAUAGGGCAGCGAUUUCUAAAAUGAAGGUUUUCGAUCUGCCUGAGAACAUGAUACGCCGUAGCAGAGCCCGGCUGGUCUGUGCAGCGGAAGAGAUACUCGCCAUCUUCCGAAUGAUGUCCGACAUUGACGAGAACCUCAAGAAUUCAAUUCUAACAUUUUCCAUCUACAUGGUAUCUCAGGUCCUUCUGGAAGACUUGGAUCCCGAAGAGGAAAAUCUCUCGCAACAAGAUAACCUCGACUUCAUUCUUCGUCUCAUGAUCCUGUCUGCGAGGACAUUGGAUAACCCUGUCACGGUUUCAAUGGCCGUGCAGCUGGCGGUGGAAAUGUUGCAGCGAGGUCUUAAUUCCACAGCAGUCGAGACGGCAUGUGAGCUACUAUUCACUCGCACGUUGACGCCAAUCUUCACCAAAAACAGUACCCCGUCAUCGAAUAUCAUAUUUCGACUACCCAUCAGUAACCAGAUGUGAGACCCAACACCUUUGUCAACUUCGAUAAUACCUAUAUAGCAAAAUGCAUUCAUUAAACCGGC
Fusarium redolens is the source of this 1883-nucleotide messenger RNA. Its product is annotated as binuclear zinc transcription factor. Gene Ontology annotation, biological process: regulation of DNA-templated transcription; DNA-templated transcription. The coding region runs from base 52 to 1821 and encodes 589 amino acids. Gene Ontology annotation, molecular function: DNA-binding transcription factor activity, RNA polymerase II-specific; DNA binding; zinc ion binding. Gene Ontology annotation, cellular component: nucleus. The transcript is spliced from 6 exons. The record is from RefSeq and is a predicted model, not a curated record. NCBI's taxonomy places the organism in Eukaryota, Fungi, Ascomycota, Sordariomycetes, Hypocreales, Nectriaceae.